Xenopus tropicalis (tropical clawed frog) is the source of this 2697-nucleotide messenger RNA. It is a transcript of the gene lman2l, whose product is annotated as lectin, mannose-binding 2-like. Bases 63 to 1124 code for a protein of 353 amino acids. Lineage: Eukaryota; Metazoa; Chordata; Amphibia; Anura; Pipidae. Gene Ontology annotation, molecular function: carbohydrate binding; metal ion binding. The transcript has 9 exons. Gene Ontology annotation, cellular component: endomembrane system; Golgi membrane; membrane. The record is from RefSeq and is a predicted model, not a curated record.
CAGAGUCUGAUCCUUUGAAGAACGCGAUUGGCUGCUGCGGUGUCAGAUCUGAGAGUAGUAAGAUGGCGGCGGCGAUAGGCGUAAGGGAGUGUAGUCCGCGGUCACAAUGGAGAAGGUGGAAGGUGCGGGUUCUUGUAUUGCUGAUAGUCGCCUUCGUACAUUGGGACGUAGGUACAGCCGAUCAGACGGAGGAAUAUUUAAAGAGAGAACACUCACUGAGCAAACCUUACCAGGGAGUAGGCUCCUCUACUUCAUCACUAUGGGACCUUUUGGGAAAUUCACUUGUGACCCCACAGUAUGUGCGCCUAACCCCUGACUUACAAAGCAAGCAGGGGGCUGUCUGGAACCGCGUGCCUUGUUACUUGAGGGAUUGGGAGAUGCAAGUUCACUUUAAAAUCCAUGGACAGGGAAAAAAGAACCUAAAUGGGGAUGGCUUUGCCAUCUGGUAUACCAAGGAUCGGAUGCAAGCAGGACCUGUCUUUGGCAGUAAAGAUAACUUUGUUGGUCUUGGGUUGUUUGUGGACACCUAUCCUAACGAAGAAAAGCAGCAUGAGUCUCAGAGGAAAAGAUACUCUCCUUCGAUGCAGCGUGUUUUUCCUUACAUAUCUGCCAUGGUCAGCAAUGGCUCCAUUACAUAUGACCAUAGUCGGGAUGGGCGUACAACAGAGCUGGGAGGGUGCACAGCCAUGGUCAGGAACCUUAACCACGAUACAUUCCUUGUCAUACGUUAUGUGAAACGUCGCCUUACGAUCAUGGUAGAUAUUGACGGGAAGCAGGAGUGGAAAGAUUGUGUAGAUGUUCCCGGAGUGCGAUUACCCCGUGGAUAUUUCUUUGGUGCUUCUGCAGUAACGGGAGACUUGUCAGACAACCAUGACGUCAUAUCCCUGAAGUUGUACCAACUGAGUGUAGAACGUACUCCCGAGGAGGAGAAGAUGGAUAAGGAAGUGUUCAUUCCCAGUGUGGACCAUUUGAAACUGCCUGGAGAAACUUCAUCAGAGUCCAUGAGCGGUUUUGCAAUAUUUCUUAUCGUGUUCUUCUCACUUCUUGGCCUGGUCUUUACUGGAGUCAUCCUCCUCAUUGUGUACAGUAAGUGGCAAGAGCGGAACCGUAAACACUUCUACUGAAGAACCUAUACUACAACACCGUCUGGACUUACACACUGGUGCCCACAGCAAGAACAAACUGUGACUUCCGUGGUCUGUGGAGCAUGAAUGCUCAUUACACACGAUGCUGGAGAUUUUGCUUAGCUGCCUCCUAUAAAACAAUUUCUGUUUUAAACACUGGGAUUUUAUAAGCUGCUAUUGAAGAUUCACUUUUCAGUAGAUCUUCCCACUGGUGUGUUGUGUAGCUUUAUUUUUGUUUGUUUUUGUUUUUUAAUUACCUCCACUGGAAACAAUCUGAUCUUCACUACCCUCAGAACUGAAAUACUUGUCUCCAGUCCAUCCCAUGUGAUAUCCAGCCUCAGGCAAAAUGUGAUUAUCUUUCCACUACCAUUAUCUAAAGGGGAGUUGUAUGAUUUUUUUUUUAUAUAUAUUUGCUGCAUAUUCUGUCAAUUCCACAACAUAAGGAUUUGUUACACUAGGACAGAGACGGUCAAUCUUUUCCAUAUAGUCAAUAAUUACAUACUCCAUGUGUUCAUGGGGCAGCUUCUAUAAAAAUGAUGUGUUAGUACAGAGUACUAAAUAUUCUGGAAAAUGAUCAGUAACAGUGUAGUCUUUCUUUCUCCAUUUGGGGCCAGAUUCCUAUUGGUGGUUUCAGAAUCUAAAUCCCUUUAAACUUUGGUCACAUUAAGAGAUUUACUAGAAUUUACAUUGACCCCCCCCCCUUGACAUGAUCCCUUGGAGAAGUCAGGGACUAGUACAAUAAAUUUCCUGACUUUACUAUAUUAUGCAUGUGCCAACACUAGGGAUUCCUUCUAUAAAUCCCUCCCCCAACAGCAGAGAAGUAGUAGCAGCCUGGGGUCCCAAGACAUUAAUUAGAGUCACUAGCCAAUUGGGUUUUUUUGAACACUGGAAUUGCCCCAAGAGUGGCACACCUGCACACAACUAGUCACCUUUCCAAGCAGCAUGGAAGUGCCAAACUUCUGCUAAUUCCAAUUGUUCAAAAUAUGUUUUAUCCCUUUUUUUGGGUGCCAUUUUCAGCCCCAGGUUAAAAGUUUUUCUGCUGCUCUCAGGAUAGCCAUACACGGUUUGAUACAAUCUGCCAAAUCAGUCCCUUCAUACUGCAACUUAUUGGUCUGUGAGUGGGGCCCAACAGGUAUCUGGCCAAUAAUUGGGUGGGUUUGAAAAUCCCAUCAGACAAGGCAUUGAUGUGACCCUUAUUCAUCAGUCCUUUUGGGCCAAUCACCAGAUCAGGCCAAUUUGGUCUUGCAUGUGGGCCAGAUCUGUUUGUUUGAUGUGGAAGUUAUGGGCCAGCUUAAUUAUUUAACUGGUAUUGUUUUAUUCUAUCCCCUCCUAUUAAACAAUAUUCCUCCUGUUGACUGUUACAAAUCACUGCAGAUGGUGUGAAUGGCCAUUUUAAAGCGGAUUGCCUAGCUUUACCAGAAAUGUUACUUUAUAUGUGAAAAUUAAAUUUUAAAAAGCAGAUGAUAUUUUAUAGACUGCAGUCUGAGAGCUGGGAAAGUGUUUUAUAGGAAACUUUAUGUUGCAUGACACAGGAAUGUAUAUCUGCAUUAUAGUAAAGGGUGCUCAAGCGAGA